AUGGGCAAGUCGGUGUUCUCCGUCCCCAUCUUCUUCAUCGUCUUCCGCGAGACGCUCGAAGCCGUCAUCAUCGUCUCCGUCCUCCUCGGCCUCGUCGAGCAGAUCGUCCUCGACCACGACAAGAAGUUCCGCACGCCCAUCGCCGAGGCGCCCUCCCCGUCUGCUGCCGAGGAAAAGUCCGCCGUUGCUGGGCCGAGUACGACGGCGACGACGGCGCAGGAGGACGAUGUGGAGAGCGCGUUCAAUAAGCGCCGGUUGAUCCGCAAGAUGCGGAUACAGAUCUUUGCGGGCGCGGGCGUUGGGCUGUUCGUCGCGCUUGCGGUCGGCGCGGCGUUUAUUGCGGUGUGGUUCACGCAGGCUGCUGAUCUUUGGAGCAAGUCGGAGGAGCUUUGGGAAGGUAUCUUCUCGCUCAUUGCGUCGCUCAUCAUCUUGGUCAUGGGCGUUACGAUGCUCAAGCUUGACCGCGCAAAGGCCAAGUGGCGCGUCAAGCUUAUGCACGCAUUCAACAAGGCCGAACACGCUGAUCGCACAUCCGUUUCGAGCAAGUGGGGUCUGUUCAUCCUGCCGUUCAUCACUGUGAUGCGCGAGGGUCUCGAGGCCGUCGUCUUCGUUGGUGGUGUUGCACUCGGACAGUCGGCCACUGCUAUUCCGCUUGCUGCUAUCAUCGGUCUUAUCUGCGGUCUUAUCGUCGGCUACUUCAUCUACGCGUUCGCGAGCCGAGCCACUCUUACUGUCUUCCUCAUCGUCAUGACCAACUUCAUCCUCCUCAUCGGCGCUGGUCUCUUCAGCCGCGCAGUCUGGGACUUCCAGACGAACGCGUUCAACCACCUUCUUGGUGCGGACGUGGACGACGCUGGAGGCGAUGGACCCGGCUCGUACGAUGUGCGCGGGAGCGUGUGGCAUCUUGACUGCUGCAACCCCGAGAACAACUUCGAUAACGGUGGCUGGCAAGUCUUCAACGCUCUCUUUGGCUGGACGAACUCUGCCACCCUGGGUUCCGUACUCGGCUACGUCUUCUACUGGAUCGCAGCCAUCGUCAUCCUCAUCUACCUCAAGUUCAAAGAGGGAAGGACGAGGCUUUUCGGGUACGAGAGCGCCGCUGGCAAGGCGCGCCGUAUCAGGAUGGAGGAGCGCGACCGCGAGUCCACUGAUGGCAAGGCGUCGUCCGAGGGCGAGGCUGGUCCAGGCGUGUCUGAGUUGCCGAGAUAA
This is a messenger RNA of Peniophora sp. CBMAI 1063, 1209 nucleotides long. The record is from the annotation of a GenBank genome assembly. NCBI's taxonomy places the organism in Eukaryota, Fungi, Basidiomycota, Agaricomycetes, Russulales, Peniophoraceae.